Molecule: messenger RNA, 438 nt
Organism: Paramecium tetraurelia
Lineage: Eukaryota; Ciliophora; Oligohymenophorea; Peniculida; Parameciidae
Exons: 2
Source: RefSeq, a predicted model, not a curated record
AUGAAUGUCUCUUAUGGUUUAAUUCCAAUGGAUGUGUAAGCUUUAAGAAAUAUGUCACAUACUUCAUCUAGUGCUCUUGAUCUACCCUAAAGAUACUUAUCUUAGAUUUAGAACAGAGACUUGGAUGCAACUAAUAUUAGAUACCUAAAGGCAAAGACUGUCCAGAUCUAACCCUUUGAACUGGUUCCUGAAGACAUAUCAAAUCAUUUAUAAAAAUUGAUCAGUGAUAUGAGUGAACAACUCUUAAGAGUUGUCGAUAAACUUUAUUGUCCUACUGAAAAAUCUAUGAUUUAGGCACUUUCAUAAAAUAUUAAUUCUGACGGUUUUCAAAAAUUAUUAGAGUACUCAAGGCUGAUAAUCUUGACCACCUAGAGUUUCCAUGGUAGUUUCUCAUUCAGCUAAUCAAUUGACUCCAGCACAACCUUAACCAAUUGUUGA